UACUUGCUUCAAUUGUCAUUUAACUCCCUCCAUUCGUCGGACAAACCCAGCCAUGAACGCACUGACUGGAGAUCUGGUCUUCAAAAUCCCUAGGGUUAAUAUCGUCACAGGAAAAAAGCAAAGAUCUUUAACUAGUGGCAAUUCGGUCACGGUAAAAUUGCCCAACCCAGUCGCUACUAGACACCGACCGAUCUCUGCGCAAGAUCAACCGAGCUUCUCUCAGAUGGCCUCUGAUCGGGAUGCCAAAGACGAACGCAUCGCCAGAAUUUCGUCUGCGAUUCGUAUCAUCCCUAAUUUUCCUAAACCUGGGAUUCAAUUUCAGGAUAUAACGACGUUGCUUCUUGAUCCAAAGGCCUUCAAGGACACUAUUGAUUUGUUUGUCGAGCGGUACAAAGGCAAAGAUAUCUCUGUUGUUGCUGGUAUAGAAGCAAGAGGUUUUAUAUUUGGCCCUCCAAUUGCAUUGGCUAUUGGAGCAAAAUUUGUUCCCAUGAGAAAACCCAAAAAGUUGCCUGGGGAGGUUAUCUCGGAAGAGUAUUCUUUGGAGUAUGGAACAGACAAAAUAGAGAUGCAUGUUGGGGCUGUACAAGCAGGAGAACGUGCCCUGGUAAUUGAUGAUCUCAUUGCAACUGGGGGGACCUUGUGUGCUGCUAUCCGACUACUUGAGCGUGUUGGGGUGCAAGUAGUCGAGUGUGCCUGUGUGAUUGAAUUGGCAGAUCUGAAGGGACGGGAACGGUUAGGAGACAAACCGCUGUUUGUCCUUAUAAGCUCGGAUUGAUCCCACUGCAAGUUUUUCAUACGAGUUUGUAUUUGUUAGAAUUUUUAUCUUAAAGCUGGAAAAACCUUUCUGACGCUGGUUUGGUUGAAGGGGGAGAAGCUUGGUAAUAAAGGGUGUGUGAUUUGGGUUUUUAUGUUGAUUGAAAUGAAAAGUAAUGUGAACUUUAGGUUGAAUAGGAUUGCUAACUUUUGAUGUGAGGAUAGAUAUAUGAAAAUCUCUUCCUUUGCUUCGUGAGCAUGUAAUUCACACCAGGAGAAAGAUAAUGCUAUUUAUAGAGAUGUUGCCAAUUCAAUUUUAA
Cornus florida is the source of this 1073-nucleotide messenger RNA. RefSeq names its product adenine phosphoribosyltransferase 1-like. The coding region runs from base 53 to 775 and encodes 240 amino acids. The record is from RefSeq and is a predicted model, not a curated record. Gene Ontology annotation, molecular function: adenine phosphoribosyltransferase activity. The transcript is spliced from 6 exons. Gene Ontology annotation, cellular component: cytoplasm; cytosol. NCBI's taxonomy places the organism in Eukaryota, Viridiplantae, Streptophyta, Magnoliopsida, Cornales, Cornaceae. Gene Ontology annotation, biological process: adenine salvage.